Molecule: messenger RNA, 984 nt
Organism: Pomacea canaliculata
Lineage: Eukaryota; Metazoa; Mollusca; Gastropoda; Architaenioglossa; Ampullariidae
Exons: 4
Coding region: 398-766 (122 amino acids)
Source: RefSeq, a predicted model, not a curated record
CUUACCUUGGCCAAUGAUUAACUCAUAAUGCUAUAACCAGUCCUCGUACCUGGCUACGUCACACGACGGUUGUCUGUGUGUGGGGGGCAACAAAGGAGACGGGUUGACCCUGAAGGGUUGACAGCCGUGGAGAGUCUCCUUCGCUUGCUCGAGAGACAAGAGGAGGUAAAUCCCAUAUUACCGGCUGUUUACGUUUGGCAACAGAAGCAGUAAAUAAACCUCCGAGUGGAGUGCUCUCGAUCUGGAUUUUCGCAAUCAUCUCCCACUGCAUCGACUUCAAACCUACACGACCCAGGAGUUAUUAAUAACAGAUAUCGCCGACGCUGUUUUCGGUGUCAGUCCUUCCAGUGACCUACAUACGCAGUCACAACCGUCCCCGUCCCCCGUCAGGUAAAAUAUGGCGCUGGCUACGUACCUGCUCGCUGUGGUUACGGUUCAACUGCUUACAGUGUGGACGACUGUAAGACCAGAGACGGUAGGUGUCACCUGCGAGGCGGCAGACCAAUGUAAAGAAACGUUUGUGAAGGCUGCUUCAGAUGCCAACAACUACUUUGACAGAUAUUGCGAGUUGAUGGAGACGAAGAUCUGGUGUUACAGGAAUGUGAUCAACAGCUGCCCGGUGGAUACCCGUCCUUACGCUCAGUCUGAUUUGAACAGAGACACGCAAGAUUACAGGAUGAAAUGUUCUGCUCCCUUUGUGUCUCGAACAUCGUGGAUUGUGCUGUCUCUUGCCGUCCUGGCCGCCUUGUCCAGCAGACAUGUGUAGGCGAACUGAGCACAGCUCACGACUGAAGACCAUGGAUGUGAGCCUCACGUCAGCUGCGCCUCCAUUCCUAACCUGUGACCUGUCCUGGUGACAGAGAGAAUUCUGGGAUACUACAAGUGUUGUGAGGGACUUGCGAAAUGACAAGGGAUGGGUAACGAGGGGAUUAGGGUUUUCUAGUGGGCGAGGGAGAAUAAGGACUUGCGAUUUCAAACGAUAAA